GCCGCUAGCUGCGGGUCGUUGCGCAUCCGCCGCUUUAGGGCCUCAUUGCGCCUUAAAAACACGUGCGCGUGACGUAAUUUGUCAACGCGUCGGUGCCUUACACGACUGAGGUGUCCUAGGGCCAGCGCGAGACCCCGUCAACGCGUACAGAGGCUAACAGCCCAACGUGCGCUGUGCGAGACGGCGAAGUACUCGCCGCCGCCGCCCGCCGUCGAGGCCCCGGCGCGGCGCGAACGUUUGGAAGGCCAAGCGUCGCCGCGCCGCCGGUCCGCCAAGACACCGAUGAUGGCGCCUGUACAAAGCGAGCCGCCGCGCGAGCGUAAAAGGAUGGGCCUCUACGCCGCCGCGGGCGCCGUAUUGAUCGGGCUGGCCGUCAUGAUCGGCGCGCGGUCGUCUUCAUCUCGGUUGGACGCGCUCGAACGGCGGGCCGCGGCGACGCAGCGCGAACUGGACCGGACGAAGCAUAAGUUGGAGGAGACGACGAAAGCAUUUGAGGCCUAUCGGGAGCAGCACGCGAUCGUCGUGACGGACGAGUCAUUACAAGAAGAGGUGCGCCGCGCGCUCGACGUGGUGGCCAAAACUACGAAGGCGAGCGAAGCUAGGCAGAACGCGACCGCCGAAUUACUCGUGAGAACGGUCCACGCGGACGUCGAUCGGCAGACUGCUGCUGAUGAACAAAAAACAUCUCUGAUAAUUGAGCGGCAUAACACUGAUUGGAUACAGCGGGCACAGCAGUUCAAUUUAUCAUUGGAUACCGCGCAGAGGGAGAUGCUCGCCGCCUCACAACAAGCUACGCAGUCAUCAAUCGCGUUAAUCGCCGACGCCGCCACUUCCGCACUGAUCAAAGCCCAAAGGGCCCAGAACGCGUCUGAGAGCGCUUCCCAGAGCUCCGCCAAGGCGGCUCUAAGGUUGCAAGCGGCCGCUGAUAAAGCUGAUAAGCUCGCAUCACGUUUAGAAAAAGGUCUGUACGAAUCCAUAAACCGCACGGCCCUCAAGGCCAUUCAUCAGUUGAACGAAGAGGAAAAACGCCACGAAAUACGACUGGCCCAGUCGACCAAGGACUUGGAGACGGCGGCGCAGACGAUAACAGCUCGCGUGGCCGCUUCGGAGGCUGAGGUGAAGAGAAACGAAGAAAGAAAUGACUCUAGAUUCAUGCACCAGAACACGUUGUUGAGGGUCUGGAUUUCGGGUUUCUUCGCGUUGUUCGCCACCAUCCUCACAUUACGACAUGUGUAUGCUCAUGCGACGCAGAUGGCGCGGCCGGACGCGCAAAGGAAAGUACUAGCUAUCCUCUGGAUGGUUCCCAUCUACGCGCUGUGUAGUUGGAUGGCGAUUGUCUUGCCUAAUGCCGCUACGAAAAUACUACUCGUCAGCAGUGUUUAUGAGGCCUAUUGCGUCCACAUGUUUUUUUCAUUUUUAGUGGCGGUGCUGGGGAACGGUCAUGGCGAGGCUGCCGCUCUUGAUGAGUUACCGGCUACCUUGGAAGCUCCCUGUUCUCUAUGUGGGCGAUUACGAGUACCCGGUAGGACGUUCCUCGAACAGUGCAAGCUCGGCACGCUCCAAUUCGUGGUAGCAAAACCUGUCCUAUCUCUGCUCGACUAUUUACUAGAUGACGGCUCCGAACUCAUCGAUUAUCGAACGGCGUCCUUCUGGAUUUUAGUUUUACUGAAUGUCUCCGUGUCAGUAGCGUUGACCGCUCUACUAAAAUUCUUCCACGCCACCCAUCUCAGUCCGAGGUUAAGAGCUUAUCGGCCGUGGCCGAAGUUCCUUGCGGUGAAAGGCGUGGUGUUCAUGACGUGGUUCCAGGGCGUGGCCAUCCAAUUAGCCGUUAGGUUCGACGUCCUUGGCAGUAGUACGAACUUGUCUGAUAGAAGUGCAGCUCUCGCGUUCCAGAAUUUUCUCGUUUGUGUGGAAAUGUUCCUGGCGGCUUUGGCACAUGCCCACAUCUUCGGCGCCGACGAGUGGCAGCCUGAUUAUGUCCCCGUCCAUCUGCACGCGUCCGUCGCCGAUAACUUGGCCAUCGACGACUUCGUGAAGGACUUUCGCUCAGUGCUCCCUAAAAGAUUGAGGAGGUUGCGGCGGCCGCCGGCCGAAGCUGUCGAGGAGGGCGUCGAGGUGUCUCCCCCUCCAGUCGAGCCGUUGUCGCCGGACCCGUUGCUCAGGGCGCGCUCGUCGGGCUCCGAGGGGUAAGCAGUUGUGUUGUGGA
Pelagomonas calceolata is the source of this 2206-nucleotide messenger RNA. The record is from the annotation of a GenBank genome assembly. Lineage: Eukaryota; Pelagophyceae; Pelagomonadales; Pelagomonadaceae.